ACCGAGGUCCUGACCGUGGGUCCUCGGAAAUUAUACGUACGCUCUUUAAAACAGGAAGAGUAGUGCAUGAUUUUUAUGUGUAGCGGUUGUAUUUAGGAUAUUUCAUUCAAGAUGUUAUCGAUAUUCAAAACGAUCCCAACUCAUAUGGAUUACAAGGGCCAGAAAUUAGCGGAACAAAUUUUUCAAGGGAUCAUUCUGGUAUCAGCGGUUAUUGGGUUCUUAUACGGCUUUGUCAUUGAACAGUUUGGAUGGACUGUGUACAUAGUUCUGGGAGGUUUUGCUGUGUCCUGCCUGCUCACCCUACCCCCCUGGCCCAUGUACCGCAAAAAUCCCCUCAACUGGCAACCAGCUCUACCCGAGACAUCAGGAGACAGCCGUGAGAAGCCUCAGGAGAAUCUUAAGAAGAAGAAACACAAGUAGACUGUCCAUUCCCAUUUCUGUCAAUGCUGAGCACGAGUUUUGUAUUCAAAAUGUGAAUCUUAAAGUUAAUAAUAGUAAAAGUUUGCCUAUUUGUAUUCAAAAUUACAUACUGAUACUGAAAUAAAAGAAAUCACAUUUCUUUACAUUCCA
Alosa alosa (allis shad) is the source of this 570-nucleotide messenger RNA. It is a transcript of the gene spcs1, whose product is annotated as signal peptidase complex subunit 1. The record is from RefSeq and is a predicted model, not a curated record. Bases 112 to 420 code for a protein of 102 amino acids. The transcript has 4 exons. Gene Ontology annotation, cellular component: endoplasmic reticulum membrane; signal peptidase complex. NCBI's taxonomy places the organism in Eukaryota, Metazoa, Chordata, Actinopteri, Clupeiformes, Clupeidae. Gene Ontology annotation, biological process: protein targeting to ER.